CUCGAUGUCUUGAAUGCAGGCCGGGAGCCAGACCAUGGCAGAGGGGCUUCCAGGGUCGACUUUUAAGUAGAGCUGGAUGAGGUGGGAAGCAUGUAGAUAUUGAAGAGAAGGGGCCCAAGAACAUAUCCUUGGGGGACACCACAAGUGACUGGGUUUGCAACACCACUGCUUCCAUCAUAGAAAACAGACUGCAUGCGUCCAGAUAGAGGAGCAGGAGGACGGGAGUCUGUAGCCAGAGAGCCAGCGUUCACCCCAGAGCACGCCCCUCACCACACAGCACAACACCGCAUAGCGCACGCACCACGAUCCCCGGAGAAAAAGAGCAGUUUUCGUGCACGGAGGAUUGUGGCUAACGGUGUGUCUUUUUGUUUACUUUUGGACUUUGAACCUUUUUGUUAUUUGGCCCCAAUACCAUCGAUUGGUAGCGGCGUUUAUUAUUAUUUCUUGUUUGGAUUACUUUUUGGAACUUUUAUUGGGAAACGGCAGCCUGGACAGUAUACUCUUUUGCACUGCACCAGUCUUCAUUACCACAGUUGGUGAUCAGAAGAGGGAUCAGGGAUGGACGUCGUCGCAUUGGGAGCAAUACUGGAAGCGCAGGAGAGAAGACAUCAAGAGGGAAUGGCAACCAUGAUGGAGCGGAUGCUUUCCAUGUUCCUGGAGGCCAAUCGAGGAGGGGGACCGGCAACUGAACCAACACCACCUGUUCCCAGGAUAAAGGAGGUGAAGAUGUCACUGGAGGAUGAUCCCGAGGCCUACUUAGUAGCUUUUGAAAGGCAGGCUAUGGCAGCACAGUGGCCUCGGGAUUGGUGGGCUACCCAGUUGGGCCCCAAUUUGAUCGGGGAGGCCCAGGCAGCCUACCAAGCCUUAACAAAUGAAGACACCCUUGAUUAUGAUCAUGUGAGGCAGGCCAUUCUUCAGCGACUGGAUAUCACUGAAGAGACCCACCGUCGACGGUUCCGGGAAUACCAGCGACCCUCAGGACUGCGACCCCGCAUGGUGGCGCAACAACUGGUGGACCACGUGACCCGGUGGCUCUGCCCCGGCACCAAUAGUGCGGCGAAAAUAACUGAGCUCAUCGCCAUUGAGCAGUUUGUGAAGGUGCUGGGGCCGGACACCCGGACCUGGGUCAGUCGUCCCACCACACUGGAUGCAGCAGUUCGAUUGGCCGAAGGGUUCGAGGAUGCCCUCCCUUCCGCUCCAGUGGUCACCCUUCCUGCUCCUGCCUCCAGUAGACCGCAAGCGGCCACACCACCACCACCACCCUGUGUCACCCUCACUACCCACGGACCAGCACUGCAAUGUCACUCCAUGGGCGGCCUCCCUCCAACACAGUGGAGAGUGAGGGCGACCCCCAGUGGGGUAAGAGCAGAGUACCCCUCCCCGCUGCCAAACCGGCAACGGGACACGCAGGCUCCGUGGGCACCCUUUCGCCCCACAUGUUACCGGUGCCAGGAGGUCGGUCACCUGGCGCGGAAUUGUCCAGCGGCCAUGGAGUCUGGGGUGACCUCCCAUUACGUCCUGACAGCACCAGAGGAGCAGGAGGACGGGAGGCUGUAGCCAGAGAGCCAGCAUUCACCCCAGAGCACGUCCCUCACCACACAGCACAACACCGCACAGCGCACGCACCACGAUCCCCAGAGGAAAAGAGCACAGUUUUCGUGCACGAAGGAUAGUGGCUAACGGCGUGUCAUUUUGUUUACUUUUGGACUUUGAACCUUUUUGUUAUUUGGCCCCAAUACCAUCAAUUGGUAGCGGCGCUUAUUAUUAUUUCUUGUUUGGAUUACUUUUUGGAACUUUCUGUUGAAUUGUAAAUAAAUAUCGUUAUUAU
Messenger RNA from Acipenser ruthenus (sterlet), 1828 nucleotides. RefSeq lists its product as uncharacterized. Bases 559 to 1557 code for a protein of 332 amino acids. The transcript is spliced from 3 exons. NCBI's taxonomy places the organism in Eukaryota, Metazoa, Chordata, Actinopteri, Acipenseriformes, Acipenseridae. Gene Ontology annotation, molecular function: zinc ion binding; nucleic acid binding. The record is from RefSeq and is a predicted model, not a curated record.